Messenger RNA from Neolamprologus brichardi, 1162 nucleotides. The record is from RefSeq and is a predicted model, not a curated record. NCBI's taxonomy places the organism in Eukaryota, Metazoa, Chordata, Actinopteri, Cichliformes, Cichlidae.
CUCCUCUUAUUAAACACGCGAUCAGCACUGCAAAACCAAGAUGGCUGCCCACAGUGCCGUACUCUCCGCGUCCAAAAUAAUGAAUCCUUUCUGGGUUGGACGCCUUGGAAACACUGCUAAAGUAUUUGGAACAACUUUGAUCAGACACCGGAAUAAGACCUCGUUUACUGGAGAAAACAUUCCCCCUCCAGCAAAGUAUGGAGGCAGGCACACUGUGACCCUCAUACCUGGUGAUGGGAUCGGUCCAGAGCUUCUCAAUCAUGUCAGAGAAGUUUUCAGGUUCGCCUGUGUGCCAGUUGACUUUGAGAUGGUGAAUGUCAACUCCGCUUUGGAGACCGAUGAUGACAUGAAUAAUGCCAUCACUGCCAUCCGGCGAAAUGGAGUUGCCCUGAAGGGUAACAUAGAAACCAAACAUACCCUGCCAGCGUCUGUCAAAUCCAGAAAUAAUGUGCUGCGCACGAGCUUGGACCUGUACGCCAAUGUGAUGCACUGUCAGUCCCUCCCCGGGGUCCAGACUCGCCACAAGAACAUUGACAUCAUGAUCAUCAGGGAGAACACAGAGGGAGAGUACAGCAGUUUGGAGCACGAGAGUGUAUCCGGGGUAGUGGAGAGUCUAAAGAUUAUCACCAGGAAUAAUUCCAUCAGGAUUGCUGAUUACGCCUUCAAACUGGCCAGGGAGAGAGGUCGCCGCAGGGUCACUGCUGUACACAAAGCUAACAUCAUGAAGCUCGCCGAUGGCUUGUUCCUGCAGUGCUGCAGAGAAGUGGCCUCGGGUUAUCCAGACAUCACAUUCGACAGCAUGAUUGUGGACAAUACCACAAUGCAGCUCGUGUCCAAACCACAGCAGUUUGAUGUGAUGGUCAUGCCCAAUCUGUACGGGAAUGUGGUGAGCAACGUGUGCGCAGGGCUGGUGGGAGGACCUGGCCUCGUGCCUGGGGCCAAUUAUGGUCGUGACUAUGCUGUCUUUGAAACGGCCACAAGAAACACAGGAAAAAGUAUUGCAGAAAAAAACAUUGCAAACCCAACUGCCAUGCUGCUAGCUAGCUGCCUGAUGCUGGACCACCUUAACCUUAAUGAUUAUGCAAGUCUGAUCCGGAAUGCAGUCCUCACCACAAUGAACGAAACCAGGGUGAGCCUUCCUCACUGAUGGGUUCCUCACCUA